AUGCAGAGGGGCUGGCACGCAGUACAUGCCCUCUUGGAGAUUCCAGCGGCUUCGCCAUUGGCUUUGAUACUGCUUGCGCUGGAUUUGGUUCUAACCAGCUUAAUCGUUUGGAAAGUUCCCUUUACAAAUGUGGACUGGGAAGCUUAUAUGACAGAGGUGGAGUUCGUUCUUCGUGGUGAAUUUGACUACCAGCAGAUUUCCGGCCCCACAGGGCCCAUCGCCUAUCCAGCAGGCUUUUGCUGGCUCUACGGUAGCUUCCGCUGGUUAGCGCUGGAGUUGUCUCAGGUGCAGACCAUAUUUGCAGGGCUCUACCUAGCAACCAUGCUGGUCCUCUUGAAGAUCUACAGGCAUGCAAAGGCACCGCUCUGGGUCUUCGGGUUGUGUGUUCUGUCCCUGCGUUGUCAUUCGAUCUUCGUGCUUCGUCUCUUCAACGAUGCAGCUGCACAGUUCUUCUGCUACUUCGCACUGCUGCUUUUGCUUGAAGGUUGCCACAGGUCCUCAUCUUUGAUCUACUCGCUGUCAGUUAGCGUGAAGAUGCAGCCACUGCUGGUUUGCCCAGUGGUUGGCCUUUACUUGGUCUUGCAUGGCUGGAAGAAGGCCUUGAGUUGCAUUGCGACCAUGCUGGUGCUGCAGCUUUUCUUGGCCCUACCUUUCCUUCAGGCCAACCCUUGGGCAUAUCUCCGCUUGGCCUUCGGAGGCCCCGGCGAUUUGCAGCACGCCUGGUCCGUGAACUGGCGCUUCUUGCCGGAGGUGCUCUUUACCAGUCGUGCGUUUGUCCUCUCACUGCUGCUGCUCCACAUCCUUUUGCUCCUCUAUUUCGCCCACUUCCGGUGGAUUCCAGGUGGCUUCCUGGGGCGCAGCAUUCGUCGCUGGCACGUGGAGCCGGUCGCCCGAGCUGGUGCUUUGGAGCCCAAACAGCUGGUGGCCAUGUGGUUCACUUGCAACUUUAUUGGCAUCGCGUGCCUUCGCACCAUGCACUUCCAGUUCUUGGUUUGGUACUUCCACACCGUGCCCUUCCUCGCCUGGUUCGCCCUGGGGGCGACCUCGCUGCAGCGGUGCCUGGGGGUGGUGGCCUUGACCGGCCUGGUAGAGCUGAGCUUCUUGAUCACCACGCAUGGCCAAGUGCGCGGACCGGACGGCCGCAGCUGGAACACCAAGGGCGUGCCCAGCUGGCAGGGAAGCCUCAUCCUGCAGGCAUGGGUGCAGCAGAGAGUGAAGGAACAGAGCCAGCAAAGCCCCGGGGUCAUCCGCGGAUGCUGGUGA
Durusdinium trenchii is the source of this 1263-nucleotide messenger RNA. NCBI's taxonomy places the organism in Eukaryota, Dinophyceae, Suessiales, Symbiodiniaceae. The record is from the annotation of a GenBank genome assembly.